Messenger RNA from Besnoitia besnoiti, 5304 nucleotides. RefSeq lists its product as uncharacterized. NCBI's taxonomy places the organism in Eukaryota, Apicomplexa, Conoidasida, Eucoccidiorida, Sarcocystidae. Bases 1 to 5304 code for a protein of 1767 amino acids. The transcript has 7 exons. The record is from RefSeq and is a predicted model, not a curated record.
AUGGCGAGGGCGGAGGACGGAAGGACGGCUGAGGCGGGCGCAGGUGACCUUGUCGCCUUCCUGUCGAUUGCGGGGGAAGAAGUCCUAAUUCUCCUCUACCGAUUCCUCCACGAACCUCCCCAAGCGUGUGAGCAACCUUCUCCUCUCUCUUCCCCGCCCUCCACCUUCUCCUUCUCGUCCCCCUUUUUUUCUUCCUCUAAUUCCACCUCUUCUGCUUCGGAUGGGAGCGCACCGCCUGCUGGCUGUCAUGCGGCCUCCGCUUCUGCCGUCUCUUCGUCGCCGUUUUGUCGCUUCAGCAGCCUGUGCCCGCUCGCGCCGCUGAGUCUAGCCUCGCAUUCGCUCCGUCUUCUCCUCGCAGGCGAAUCUCCGGCGCUGUGGUCACUCACGAUUCCUCUCCCCCGUUUGUUUCUGCCGCCUUUUUCUCCCGCAGAGGCACCGGCGCAGGGCCCCCCUGGCGACUCGUCCCUCAACGAGUUCUCUUCGCCUUUCGCUCACUCGGACGCCGUUUUGCAGCGCGCUUUCGGCUGCUCCAGUCCGCGCUCUUCUUCUCGUUUGGAGACCCGCGACUCCCCUGCGGCGGACUCGUCGCCUCCCUCUGCGAUGCGAGACAGCGCCGACCUCUCGGCCGCCUUUGCCCUUUCCUUUUGCAGCGCCUUCUCCUGCGCGAGCGCCUUCAGGCUCGCGCCUUUGCCUCCCUGCGCAGACGCGUCGCGGCUUUGCCUACGAAGAGAGACAGGCAGAACCUACUGGAGUCCUCAGAAAUGCUUCUCUCGCGAUCGGGAACAGCGAGAGGCCGAGCGAGUGCUGCGGCGCGGCGAAGAGGAACGGAGUUCGCUCUCCAUGGGACACUUUGUCUUCUUUAUCUCAGAGCGAGGCGCUGACUCGCCGGCGUUCGCCUCCCGAAAAAGAAGCGACGCAGACCGCACCUCUGGAGAUUGCAGGGGCCAAGAGAGAGCGGAAGACGCAUACGAACCCCGAAACAUGUUCCCUUCGCGAGCUUUCUUCGCCUUUAAAGAAACAACGAGCCUCGAGGGAUCAAGGGGGGGGGCGUGUACUCCGUACGCCCUCGGCUGCUAUUUUCGCAGUCUCGAAUACGCAUGGAGGUCUCUGCCUCAGCCGAAUGCGGCCGCCUUCGCGCAGCUGCCGAUGUCUGCAGGCUCCUGCACGCCCUACGCGAGCCUCUCUCUCUUUUGCAACGCUGCACUCGGCGACAAGGAGACAGCAACGCGCGCGGAAGGAGAGAGCUUUCUCGGGGGGUUGCACGCCCGACACGCAGGCGAAGAGACGCCGGCAGCAGAAGAAACGUGUCGGGAAGUCCAGCCUUGGCUCCUAAAUGUCCAUCUCCUCCCUUCUGUCUCGGGCUCUUGGCUGGUCGUGGUCUUCUCUGGUUCGCCGUCGCACUUCCUGACUCCGCUCGCGACUCUGUGGAGACUCCCCCAUUGUUUGUCCUCGGCGCCUUUCGCUUUGUCUGCCUCUCUUUGCUCUUCAACUCGCGUGUCUUCUGAUGCCUCAUUCCCUCGCUUGCCUCACGCCUGCCUGCCCUCUUCGCCGCUCUCCUCGCCGCGACCUGCUCAGCCGAGACCUUCUUGCUCGUCUUCUCCUGCUUUUCCUUCCCUCGGCGCUUCCUCCGCGGCCUGCAGGCCUGAGUGCGUUCUCUCGCUCUCGCGCUGUCGCCGCCCCGCCUCCGCAACGAAAGCGGAGGCGUGGAGGGAGAGUGGAGCUUCUCCCGAGCUCGUCGCCCUUUCUUUAAGCGCUCCGCGCGCAAGCGACGACGGCAGGGCUGAGAGCGAGGCAGCCGCCGCGGAGCUGAGGAUUUCCUUAGAAAAUGGGGUCACGCAGGCGCCCUGUCAUGACGCCGCGCUGGAAAGAAGCAGCCUUUCGCCUCUCUUGUGCCGCGGAGAGACGCGGCUUCUGCUCCCUGAGGAAAACAAGGCUCUUCUUUACCGGCUGCCCUCGCUGGCCGCCGUCGCGGAACUGCCUGCACGGUGCCUGGUCAGCGUCGCGGCCGUCGAUGUCUUCGCGCCUUCGGUCUUCUCAGCCGAUUCCGUCCGCCCCUGCUCGGUCCCCCCUUCGUUUUCGCGAACAUCCUUCUCUCCGUCUCCGCGGCAGCCGCCUGCGUCCGCACCUCCCUCGCCUCCCUCACCUCCGCCUCCUCUCCCCUCUCUGUCGCGCUCCGCUGCGCUGGCGGCUGCUUCUGCAGCUCGCCUGGAGUCUCUCUUCUUCCUCUUGACAUGCCCCGAGGCGUGCGGAAAGAGCCGCGGCGCUCUCUGCUGGUGGGCUCUUCGCGCGUUUGACGCCACCGACGGGGAGUGCGUGUUGCUGCGCGUCGUCGAGAAGGUCAGGAGCUCCGCGAGCUCCGCGCGCUCCUCUUUCUCUCUUCCGCGGCUGUCUUCCGCGCCCUCCACUGCUCGUCUGCGGCGCCGCGAAAUGCGCGAGGCCGCAGCCUCCAGCGAUCCAGCGGAAGAAAGAAGAUGCACAGAGAGACAGGGCGACUCCGCGGAGGCCUCCGCGGACAGCUGGGGUCUGCAGAGGCCUGACCGACACGCAGAUAGCGCGAAGACGGCGUUCGCCGGCGCCAGACGCCUCCAGCGCGGCGACACAGAAGGAGAGAGGAGACGCGGGCGAAGCGGCGAUGGGGGAGGCGAAGGACGGCGCGAGGCGCAGAAGAGAGAGGCGAGAGCGAGAGCGUCUUCUGCGUCUCCCCGAGGCGGAAGGCAGAUCGCCCGGGUUGGCGUUUUUGCGGGCGCGGGCAUGAAGGCCAGGAGGCACCAGAGGGGAAGAGAAGAAGGACGCAAAAGGGACUCGGCAAAAGGCGAAGGCAUGGGGGAGAGCGAACCGACGCUGAGACUCGCAGGAAGUCUGCCAAGCGCGUGGCUGCUGUGGGCGAAUGCGCGAUUCAUCGUCGCCAUGCAGGAGCACUGCUGGGGAACGCCUCUCGAAGAAGAGAACGAGAGUUUCGAAGCUGAGGAAGCGCGGAGGAGAAGGAGGAAAUCCAAGAGUCGUGAGAGACUCCGAGACGCGCGCGAAAUGGAAAUCCGGCGCAGGCGGCUCUACAGCGUCGUCUUCUGGCCUGUCCUUGGGGCGUACAGAGAGCGCGGCGGAGAGGACGGACGCCGACGAUGCCGCUGCCCUCAGAAAGAAGGUUUCGUGUCUCUUCAGCGAGGGCGCGGCUGCCCAGCGACCUGCGCGCACCCGACAGGCAGCGCCGCGCAUUCGAGGAUUGGAGGUGGCCGCGCGAGGGCGCGGCGCGAGGAAUCUGCAGCGCGGAGCGGACCAGAAGAGGAGGAAGAAGACGCGAGAGAAGAAGGAGAAGAAGAGGCAGGAGAAGGCCGUCUCGUUCUCCUCGUGGGACGCAAGCGCCAGCGCAUCGCAGGCCGCUGGGGCUGCGCGGCAGGCGCGCUGGUUGACACUUUUCUCCUCUGGACACCCAGCGAGAGCCUCGAGCUCUGCGUUACCGAGUUGACGCGCGGCCUCUCAGAGAGACGCACGCGGCCGCCGCGCCCUUUGUCGGGCUUCGCCUCGCCCUGCGACGCGCCUCCACGUCAGUCGCCGGUCUCAUCUGCGCGUUCGGUUCGCUCUCCUCGCGCCAAAGGAAGUGCUCGCAGGGCAUUCAAAGCCGCAGCGGCAGACUGGAGCACGAGCUGCGCCGCCUUGCCUGCGCUCGCGAGCGAUUUCGGCGGCUUCUCCGCCAUCGCCUGCUUCCCUGUGGCGGCGCUUGCCCCGGCAGGUGGAACCUCCACGCAAGGAGUUCCUUGCUCACGAGGUGAAGAAGGAUGCAGCCCGCAAGACAACGCGAGCAACCCCGACGACGCUCCCUCGCAGCCUAUCCCCUCGCUUUCCGAGGGUUCUUCUUCCGAGCCUGCGGAGAGCGACAUCUUGUCUUUCGCCUCCUGUAUCUCGUCCUCCCUGCUGUCCUCUUGCAGCUCUUCGCUAGACUCCUCGUGGGACUGCUCGCCGCGGGGGUCGAUCGCUUCCCGGGCGUCUCUUGAAAGCGACUCGAGUCCGCCCGCGUCGCGCGCGCAGCGUCGGCGAGCCCCCGAUUGGCCUGUUUCACUCGCACUUUCGCGUUCUCCUGAGUCUCCUUCUGGCGCGUCUUUGACUUGCUCUCUCUCGCGCGGAAGACCGGGCUCGCGGCGCUCGUACCUCGUCGCUGCAGGGUGUUCAACGGGAGGUUUGCUUCUCGCCCUCUUGCAUCGGUCUUCCCCGCGCUCGACUCUCCGCCGCGGGCCUCUGCAGGCCUCGCACACCUCGCUAGGGCGCUGUGGAGACAUGGGACGCAGGGAAGAAGACUCCGCGCGGGAGGCCUCGAGCGCCAGCGAAAAAUGGGCGCUGGACGUCCUCUGGAGCCUCGGUGGAGCGAUGCCCCCCCCAGUGUGCUCCCUCGCCCUGCGGAGGGCCCGCAGGCAGCAGAGAGACGCCAAGGAGGCAUCGCAGGCCUCAUGCAGCGACGAAAGUCUACAGAGGUGCGCGGCACUUGCCGGAGACGACGGCCCAGACGCAGGCUUUGCGAACAUCGCGAGAAGGCGAACCGAGGCCUUGCGAAAGGCACGACAGCCUGGCGCUUGGCAAGGCGACGACAGUGAGAAGAACGAGAGGCGGGACGCGGCGCCGGGAGAUCACAAGCCGCGGCAAAACUUCGAAGAGCGGCGCGACUCGAGAGAGAAAAGAGACCACCACCACCCGACUCCUGUGGCAGCUGCCCUUGCUGGAGGGGGCGGGAAACUGAUUUUUAUCUCGAAAACGCAGACGCACGAAGCAGAGCGCACCUCUGGUGAACUCAAAUUGCUGCUGCAGGGUCUAGACGUCUCACCUCAGGCCUUCUCCGCGGCCCGCGCCUGCGCGGCUUUCCCUGCUCCUUCUCCGGCGAGUCGCGCGUCUUCUUGUUUGUUUUUUUCCGAGUCUGAUGCCUCGCGCGCGCCGUCGUCGUCGAGCGGAGAGGCUGCGAAUCGGCGAUCUGUAUCCGCGCGCGGGAACCAACUCGAACGAGGCAGCCAGGGCCGCGCGCGGGCAGGUGUACAUACACCUGACUCGAGCGAGGGCGUGCGCUGGUGGCGUUCUUGUCGAGGCUGCAGAAGUGCCCACGGAAGUCUGACGGAGUUGGAGUCUGGCGAUAGCUUUUGGUGGGUCUGCAGCGCCGUAGCUGCUCGGACUGCAUGCAGCUGUGAUUCUGCAUGUGCCGUGUUUUUUUACAAGCGGAGAGUGUUUGAGAAAUCGAUAGAUGCCGCUGACUUUGAGGAAUAUGUGUGUCUGUUGGGCACUCCCGCGCAGAAACAAGGCUGUGCGCGCACCUCCGACACCUUAUAG